AUGGUCCGAAUCGCGCUAGCUGGUGGCACCGGCAAUGUUGGACGAGAAGUUUUGGAUGGGCUGGUGGCGAAGGGAUCACACGAGGUCGUUGUGUUCAGUCGCUCCGAUACUUCUAAGCUCGACCUGCCCGGCGUUGAAAUGGCUCAAGUCGACUAUAAUGACCAAGCGGACCUUAUCAAACAUUUACAGGGAGUGGAUACGGUACUCUCUUUCAUUGUUAGCCACCUCGACCCAGAUGGCACAGCGCAAAAGAAUCUCGUGGAUGCCAGUAUAGCGGCUGGUGUGAGAAGGUUUGCACCUAGUGAAUGGGCACUAGGGAGCAACAGUGGCAACCCACUUUAUAAAAGUAAAGAUCUGGUGCACGAAUAUCUCCAACAGAUCAACAAGGACAAAAAGGUGUUAGAAUACUGCCUCUUCCAGCCAGGUCUGUUCUUGAAUUACCUGGGCUUUCCCCACGCCUCCACCAAGCACGUUCAACUGUUCUGUACUCCGUGGGACCUGGAACAUCGGCGCGCGAUCAUCCCAGCCGAUGCUGAUUUUCCACUUACUCUCACGACUGUUCAAGACAUGGUCAAUGUGGUCGUUGCGGCCAUCGACUACAAAGGCGUGUGGCCGGAAAGAGGUGGGAUUAGCGGCAACACAUUCAUGAACUCGGAAUUCUUGAAGCUUGCAGAAUCGGUGCGCGGCUCCAUGAAAGUUGAGGCAGUCCCCCAGGCCCAGCUCAAAGAUGCCAGCUUCAAUACUUCGUGGCUGCCCCCGGCGGAUCAUCCCGCGAUCGCCCCAGAAAUGAGAGUGGCCUUUGCGAAACAGAUAGUGGCCGGCGUCUUGCAGGCUGCUUUGAAGGGAGGGUUUGGCGUCAGCGAUGAAUGGAAUCAACUGCUUCCAGAUUUGCGCAUGACGAAGGCGGAAGAUUUCCUGUUGGAUAUCUGGUCCGGAAAGCCAUGA
Messenger RNA from Cladophialophora bantiana CBS 173.52, 945 nucleotides. RefSeq lists its product as uncharacterized. The coding region runs from base 1 to 945 and encodes 314 amino acids. The transcript is spliced from 6 exons. The record is from RefSeq and is a predicted model, not a curated record. Lineage: Eukaryota; Fungi; Ascomycota; Eurotiomycetes; Chaetothyriales; Herpotrichiellaceae.